AUGCCUCAUUCACGUCUUGUUGUCCAAUUGAUAAAAUGCCGUGGCUCACCCACUUUAUUACUUCUCCAGUUUGAACCUGUUUACACUUGCGGUCUUCGUCGAUCAUCGUCUAUUAUAACUUCAACGGAUGUUGAUCGACUUCGUUCACUUGGUGCGGAUUUUCAUGAAACUGAUCGUGGUGGUCUUUUGACAUUUCAUGGCCCGGGUCAACUAGUUGCUUAUCCAGUUCUUCCACUUCAACAUCCACAACUACGAUUAGCACUUCGAACUUAUAUAUCUCAUCUGGAACAAACUCUAGUUGAUACAUGUGGAGAAAUUCUCGGUCAUACGAGAAUUUAUUCCGGGAUUGACACUGGCAAAAGCGUUAGUUAUGCUGGAGCAUGGGUAGAUAAUCAACGGAAAGUCGCAUUUAUGGGAAUACGUUAUUCGCGAGGAAUAACAUCACAUGGUGUUUCGAUUAAUUGUUCGAUUAACAUGAAUUGGUUUGAUCAUAUUGUACCGUGUGGUUUCGAUCGACGACAAAUAACUUCACUCACUGAUGAAAUACCUGAUAAGAAAAUGAUGACCGUCGAAGAAGUUAUACCAAUAUUUAUAAAACAUUUUCAAAAAAUAUUUAAUGUUGAAUUGAUAGAAAGUGAUUGUGAUUAUAAACAAUAA
Messenger RNA from Adineta ricciae, 657 nucleotides. Lineage: Eukaryota; Metazoa; Rotifera; Eurotatoria; Adinetida; Adinetidae. The record is from the annotation of a GenBank genome assembly.